Molecule: messenger RNA, 2194 nt
Organism: Trichomycterus rosablanca
Lineage: Eukaryota; Metazoa; Chordata; Actinopteri; Siluriformes; Trichomycteridae
Gene: rbms2a
Product: RNA binding motif, single stranded interacting protein 2a
Exons: 13
Coding region: 17-1192 (391 amino acids)
Cellular component (GO): ribonucleoprotein complex; nucleus; cytoplasm
Molecular function (GO): mRNA binding
Source: RefSeq, a predicted model, not a curated record
ACACAGCGCGGGGAAAAUGCUGCUCUCUGUACCGCCGAGGAACCCGUACAGCGCCAGCAGCUACAGCGGCCGCAGCGGCAGAAAGCAGCCCUAUGUGUCCUCCGGCCAGCAGAUGGCGCCACCCAGUCUCAACACUUACAGCAGCAGUACAGGAGGAGCAGAGCAGCUCAGUAAAACCAAUCUGUACAUCCGCGGCCUUCACCCGGGCACCACCGACCACGACCUGGUCAAACUCUGCCAACCGUACGGGAAGAUCGUCUCCACCAAGGCCAUCCUGGACAAAACCACCAACAGGUGCAAAGGUUACGGUUUCGUGGAUUUCGACAGUCCCGCGGCGGCGCAGAAAGCCGUAACAGCUCUGAAGUCCUCGGGGGUCCAGGCUCAGAUGGCCAAGCAACAGGAGCAGGACCCGACCAACCUGUACAUCUCCAACCUCCCCGUGUCCAUGGACGAGCAGGAACUGGAGGCCAUGCUGAAGUCAUUCGGUCAGGUCAUCUCGACACGCGUCCUCCGGGACUCGGGCGGGGCCAGCAGGGGGGUGGGGUUCGCCAGGAUGGAAUCGACAGAGAAAUGUGAAGCCAUUAUUCAACACUUCAACGGCAAAUAUAUCAAAACGCCGCCGGGAGUCCCAGUCCCGAACGAGCCGCUGCUGUGCAAGUUCGCCGACGGAGGACAGAAGAAAAGACAGAAUCAUGGGAAAUAUCUACAGAACGGUCGACCCUGGCACAGAGACCCUGACACGGGAGCGCUGACGCUAACGUACGACGCUGCAGCUCUACAGAACGGAUUUUAUUCGUCUCCGUACAGCAUUGCUCCUAACAGAAUGCUGGCUCCAUCGUCUCUCUCUCCGUACCUGUCGUCCCAAGUUCCCUCAUACCAGGUGCACAGUCCGUCAUGGAUGCACCACCAGUCAUACCUGAUGCAGCCCACGGGGACGGUUUUGACUUCAGCCCUGGAUCCCACCAUGUCCAUCCAGCCCACGUCUCUGAUGGGACCCCUGACCCAGCAGCUCGGUCACCUCUCGCUGGGGAGCGCCGGAACGUACAUGCCUGCAAGUACGAGCUACAUCCCUCAGUAUGCCCCCCUGCCCCUCUCCAACGUCUCCGCUGAGGAGAACGGCGCUCAGCAGCAGCAGGUUCCUCUAGAACCUCCAGCAGAACAUUCAAACUACAACUACCAGCACAGCAAGUGAUCCUGCAGUGAAGAUAUCCGUCCAUCUGUCUGUCCAUCUACACCACGUGACCGAAAGUAUGUGGACGCCAGACCAUGAGCUCAGUGAACGUUCUGUCUCACAACCACGGUGUCAGUACGGCGUCUCCCUGCUGUCUUCACAUCUACAACAAACCCUCUGAGGAAGCUUUCUGCAUGACAUGGUGAGGUCAGCACGGCCAGACUCACGGUCAAUGUUCCAGUUCAUCCCAAAGCUGUUCAUCAGGGCUCUGUGCAUUACACUGUGUCCUUAUAGACUUCAGGGGACAAGUCAUGCUGACCCUGGAAAGGACCUUCCCUAAACUGUUUUCAGAGUUAAAAGCAUAAGAUAAACUUAUUAAAAAUAUAUUCCUUUAUUAGAAGGGCUGUCCACAUAUUUUGGGCUAAAUCGUGUAGAAUGUUACCUUUAACAACGUUAAGGAGCAACAACAUCUCAACAGAAGGAAUCCCAGGAUCUCCAGGUGUAAUACCAGCUGUCUGAUAGAGGGGUGUAAAGCACACUGCCGUGGACUCGGGAGCGCCUGACUGACGAAUCAUGAGUAGAACACUAUGCCUUCACUACCUUUACAAUAGCGUAGUGCUUACUGUGAAGUACGGUGGAGGAGGAGUGUUUUCUCCAGCCCUGUGGUGGCAGUUUAGGGAAGGUCUUUUGGAUGUAACCUUGGGAUGAAUUGGAACGCUGACUGACUUCUAUUAUAACUGACGUUCCUGUGGCUGAAUGGGAGUGAAUCCCUGCAGGAACUUCAGAAGUGAUGAAGGUCUGGUGUCCAUAAACUUUUAUCCAUCAUGUAGCUCCGCCUCCGUGGUCACGGGUUCGGGAGGGACGGCGUUGUUGCCGUGGGUUACCGAGAUUUUUACGUAGGAUUAUUUUCUGCACAUGAGCAGAACCAGCGAGGGAAGAUUAAACAGAGUAGCUUUGAUCUUUUACUAAAAAAUAUCCAAAAAUAACAUAAAACAUUUAAAAGUUUAUAAAAAAGUAAAAAAC